AUGAAGAGAAAUAGUGCAAACCUUCAAGCAAAGAGUGUUAAAAACUGUGGAGGAAUGAUGCAACAUUUGGAUCCAAGAAACUUAAUCUCGCGACCAAUAUGCAAUUUCAAAAGGCUAGGCUCCAAACAUAGUGCAAGCGUUACAGCAAUGAAUCUUACUCCAAAUUAUGAUUUAGUCCAAUUUCAACGCCAAAUGAGCUCAGCAGGGCCUCCUGGACCUGCAACAGUCUCUGUAUCUUGCCUUUCAGAGUAUGAAAAUAAAUCUGAACAUAAGACUCCUUCCAAAGGGAGUCUCUUAAAGACAAUAGAAGAUUUAAAUUUAAAUGCUCUGAAGCUAGGAGUAAACUCAGAAAAACCUAGGCAUAAAUACCAAAAGUCUUAUGACAUCCAGAAUAGAAUGCAGAUACUGAACAACAAGAAAGUUAUUGAUAUGCGGAAAAGUCCCACUGAACUUACUGGCUCAGCCUGUAAGUCAACGAUUUCCGUAAAAUCUGAACUUAAAAAGAAAGCAAGGAAAUUUGUCGGCUCACUUGUAAUUGACAAAAAGUCGAAGUUAUACCAACAAACUCAUCUAGGAUCAAAGAGUUAUAAGGAGUUUGAAAAAACUGGGUAAAUUUUGAACAUAACCUUUGCUGUAAACCAUAUUAUGUAAUAGAAGUUUUAGCUAAUUGAUAUUGGCUAGGCCUUAUAAGAAUCCUGCAUUUUAAAAUAAAUAAGCUCAAUUUAGAAACGAUGAAAUUAUAAACAUGGUUCAUCUAACAAGAGAAUUGCCCCAUUUAAUUACUGCUAUCAGCAAUAUUGAGAGAAUAUAACCCUUCUGUAGUGCCUCUUUGCUAUUGAUAAUCAUAAACCUCAAAUUUGAAUUUGGACCACCUCACUAGUGCAAAUAUCUGGAAUCAAAAUUUGCAUAACAAUUUAUUUAAAAAUAUUCAAAGUCUCACUCUAUCAUAUCACUUCGGUCCAUCCCUUGGCUUCCAAGAGUUUAUUCAAAACGACCUAACCCUCCCUCUAUAGCCCAGCACAAGGGCCGGCUGAC
Molecule: messenger RNA, 1035 nt
Organism: Moneuplotes crassus
Lineage: Eukaryota; Ciliophora; Spirotrichea; Euplotida; Euplotidae
Source: the annotation of a GenBank genome assembly